Radiomyces spectabilis is the source of this 1263-nucleotide messenger RNA. Its product is annotated as farnesyl-diphosphate farnesyltransferase. Gene Ontology annotation, cellular component: endoplasmic reticulum membrane. Gene Ontology annotation, molecular function: squalene synthase [NAD(P)H] activity. The record is from RefSeq and is a predicted model, not a curated record. The transcript is spliced from 6 exons. Lineage: Eukaryota; Fungi; Mucoromycota; Mucoromycetes; Mucorales; Radiomycetaceae. The coding region runs from base 1 to 1263 and encodes 420 amino acids. Gene Ontology annotation, biological process: ergosterol biosynthetic process; farnesyl diphosphate metabolic process.
AUGUUGUCUGCAUUUCUCGAUUCUAUAACUAAGCCCGCAGAGAUUAAAGCGCUUCUCAACUAUAAAUUUUCCCCAAAGUCAGAGAAUAAGCGUCGACAUCAACAGGCUCUCGCUGCCGACGCGUCGAAGAAGCGCUGUUAUGAUUUCCUGAACAUGACAUCCCGUAGCUUUGCCGCUGUCAUCCAAGAGCUUGACGAUGAUUUAAGAGAUCCUGUUUGUCUCUUUUAUCUGGUAUUGCGCGGUUUAGAUACGAUUGAAGAUGACAUGACGUUGCCUUUGGACCGAAAGGUCGAGCUUUUAAGGUCGUUUGACAAGAUUAUCUACCAGCGUAACUGGACUUUCAAAGAAAGUGGCCCCAACGAAAAAGACAGGGAUUUAUUGGUUCACUUUGAUGUGGUCAUUGAGGAAUUUCUUCGUCUUCAACCUCGUUUCCAAGUCGUCAUUGCCGACAUUACACACAAAAUGGGAAAUGGCAUGGCCGACUAUGCCGUGGGUGAACAUCGCGAAAAUACCUCGGUAGCAACCGUGAAAGACUUUGACCUGUAUUGUCAUUAUGUUGCCGGUUUGGUGGGAUAUGGUUUGUCGGAUCUCUUUGUAGCGUCCGAGUUGGAAAAUAAGCAAGUAGCCGACGAUAAAGAGCUGUCCAACUCCAUGGGUCUGUUUUUGCAAAAGACCAACAUCAUCCGUGAUUACCGUGAGGAUUUGGAAGAAGGACGUCAAUUCUGGCCUCGUGAAAUUUGGGGUAAAUAUGCAAACAAUUUUGCUGAUUUCAUCAAACCCGAGAAAAAGGAAGAUGCACGUUCAUGUCUCAGCGCCAUGGUCCUGAACGUUCUUCAUCAUGUGCCUGACGUCCUCACUUAUCUGUCCCGCUUGCACAACCAAUCGGUGUUUAACUUUUGCGCUAUUCCCCAAGUGAUGGCCAUUGCCACUCUCGCACUGGUGUUCAACAAUAUGGAUAUUUAUCAACGCAAUGUCAAAAUUCGAAAGGGUGAAGCGGUCAAACUAAUUUUGGACAGCACCAACAUGGACAACGUCAUCACCAUUUUCAGACACUACAUUAAGAUCAUCUCACAGAAGAACGAAGCCACAGAUCCCAACUUCAUGGAGAUCUCCAUGGCCAUUGGCAAAAUUGAACAAUGGAUCGCUGCCAACUAUAAGCCUUCUAAAGUCGUUCUCAAAUCCUCUGAUUCCUCUCUGCUUAUUUUACCUAUUGUCAUUGGUCUUGUCGGCAUGCUUGUUAUUAAUUACUUGCAACAUGCCUAG